This is a messenger RNA of Lipotes vexillifer (Yangtze River dolphin), 1311 nucleotides long. RefSeq names its product origin recognition complex subunit 4 (gene ORC4). The coding region runs from base 1 to 1311 and encodes 436 amino acids. The record is from RefSeq and is a predicted model, not a curated record. Gene Ontology annotation, biological process: DNA replication; DNA replication initiation. Gene Ontology annotation, molecular function: ATP hydrolysis activity; DNA replication origin binding. The transcript is spliced from 13 exons. Lineage: Eukaryota; Metazoa; Chordata; Mammalia; Artiodactyla; Lipotidae. Gene Ontology annotation, cellular component: nucleus; nuclear origin of replication recognition complex.
AUGAGCAGUCGUAAAUCAAAGAAUAACAACUUAAUACAAGCAGAAUACCUUUUACAGGUACAAAGAAUUUUACGUGAAAGAUUUUGGCAUCAGAGUCCACAUAGUAACCUAUUUGGAGUACAAAUACAAUAUAAACACUUAAUUGAGCUGCUAAAAAGAACUGCUAUUCAUGGAGAAAGUAAUUCUGUUCUCAUUAUUGGACCCCGAGGAUCAGGAAAGACCAUGUUAAUAAACCAUGCUUUGAAAGAACUAAUGGAAGUAGAAGAAGUGAGUGAAAAUGUAUUACAAGUUCACUUAAAUGGACUGCUGCAGAUCAAUGAUAAAAUUGCCUUAAAGGAAAUCACAAGGCAGUUAAAUCUGGAAAAUGUAGUUGGAGAUAAAGUUUUUGGAAGCUUUGCCGAAAACCUUUCAUUUCUUCUGGAAGCUUUAAAAAAAGGUGACCGGACUAGUAGUUGCCCAGUGAUCUUCAUAUUAGAUGAAUUUGAUCUUUUUGCUCAUCAUAAAAACCAAACACUCCUCUAUAAUCUUUUUGACAUUUCUCAGUCUGCACAGACUCCGGUAGCAGUUAUUGGUCUUACAUGUAGAUUGGAUAUUUUGGAACUCUUAGAAAAGAGAGUGAAGUCACGAUUUUCCCACCGGCAGAUACACUUAAUGAAUUCAUUUGGUUUUCCACAGUAUCUUAAAAUAUUUAAAGAACAAUUAUCUCUACCUGCAGUAUUUCCAGGCAAGAUUUUUGCUGAGAAGUGGAAUGAAAAUGUUCAGAGUCUCUCAGAAGAUAGGAAUGUGCGAGACGUGCUGCAAAGGCAUUUCAAUGUCAGCAAAAGCCUGCGGUCAUUACACACACUACUGAUGCUUGCUUUAAAUCGUGUAACACCAUCACACCCAUUUAUGACUGCAGCAGAUCUGAUGGAGGCAAACCAGCUGUGUAGCAUGGACUCUAAAGCAAAUAUUGUACAUGGUCUGUCAGUCUUGGAAAUCUGUCUUAUCAUAGCAAUGAAACAUUUAAAUGACAUCUAUGAAGAGGAGCCCUUUAAUUUUCAAAUGGUUUAUAAUGAGUUUCAGAAGUUUGUUCAAAGGAAGGCCCAUUCUGUUUAUAAUUUUGAGAAACCUGUUGUCAUGAAGGCCUUUGAACAUUUACAACAAUUAGAAUUAAUAAGGCCCAUGGAAAGAACAUCAGUAAAUGCACAGAGGGAGUACCAGCUGAUGAAACUACUUUUGGAUAAUACGCAAAUUAUGAAUGCUUUGCAAAAAUACCCUAACUGUCCUACAGAUGUUAGGCAGUGGGCAACAUCCUCCCUAAGCUGGUUAUGA